AAGUAUCACAGAAAGCGAUCUCGACAGAAUAUAAUAUAUAUAUUGUCUGUCGGCCCCUUGCAUGGAAGUGUCUCUUCUUUCGAGUUGAUCAGGAAAUUUGUGAGUUGCUACUUUUUCGGAAUGACCGUGAAAUUUCUGGAAGAGAUUGCCGUCACGAAGGUGAAUUGUAAACAAAGAUUUUAUCCAGAUGCUGGAAAACUGCAGUUGUUAGUAACAGAUUUGAUGCAUUAAGUGAAAACUAAUCUCCCUGCUGAUGGUUACUGUGUCAUUGGUCUUACAUGGGUGGAUCUUUAUCCUGGUGAAGAUUGGAACUUUGUUCUAGGGGAAUCAUCAUGUGAGGAUGGUUGUGCUGUGGUUAGCUUUGGUCAUUUUGAGCCACAGUCCUACCAGUAUAAACAUUUAAAUGAUACAACAAAUCAGAACAUUGCAGGAGUGCAAUGUGACAAAGCUGAUAGAACUAUUUCCUCAGUCUCUUUUGAGAGGAAUGUUCAUGAUGAUGUAAGCCUUUACCUGGAAGAUUUUGCAGAUAUAGAAAAAGUCAAUAAAGAGAUCAUUUGGAGACUUCUAAGGGUAUCAAGCCAUGAAAUAUGUCAUGUGUUUGGAAUGGCUCACUGUUCAUAUUUUGCUUGUGCCAUGAAUGAGAGUAAAUCAGUCCUCCAAGCAGAAAAUCAACCUUUAUUUCUUUGUCCAGUUUGUUUGCGUAAACUACAAAAAGCUGUUGGCUUUGAUGUUAUGGAAAGGUACACUGGCUUAUGUAUCCUUCUAGAAUAUGUCAUGAAUGAAAUACUUUCUAAAGAUGAUUAUUGCCACACCGAAGACACAUCAUUACAAAAUACUGAAGAAUGCAAAUUUGUAAUGGCAAUCAGUUGGUUGAAAUCAGUGCUUAAGUUUAUCAAGAGGAACAAUGAUAUAAACUCCACUAGCAAUUAGGGCUGUUUGGACCAAAAAAUCGUGUAAUUCAGGUCACUGGAUAUUAAGCCAUUUUUCCAUGACUGCACACUGGAUACGAGAUGAUGGAUGACAAACGAAAUCUGUAGGGCCAAGUUGGCUAUAACCAUCUCAUAUCCAACAAGCGCAAGUAGAAUAAUUGCUUUAUGAAAAAUGCCUCAAAAUAGAGAUAAAUCUUCCUGACUUUAUUUCAUAAACUUUAUUUUCUUAUGUAAUGGUUCAUAAUCCAUGAUGGCUAAGCAAAUGAAAACUCUCAAAUUGUAUUAUCCAUUGAUCCAGUGUUUAAAAGGAGAACAUUUCCUCCAACCUCACAGGGCUGACUAAACUGAAAAAUAGGCUAUUAUCUUCUCCUUCUUUCUUUCCCAUAGGCCCAUGUUUUACACGAUUUUUCUCUCCAUUUAAGUGAUUCACAUUUUUAUUUAUCAUUAUCACCUUUGCAGGUAGCUGUAAUCCUAUCGUAACUAUUUUCAUGGUUUUCUUCAUUUUUUAAUGAGCCAGAUAUAAUUUAAUACAAUUUUUUUUAAGUAGAUUCAAAUCAGUGUCAAUUAAAAGUAUUGUCUUAGGAUCAAUAAAUCAUUUUUAAGAAA
This is a messenger RNA of Pocillopora damicornis (cauliflower coral), 1535 nucleotides long. RefSeq names its product archaemetzincin-2-like. The record is from RefSeq and is a predicted model, not a curated record. Gene Ontology annotation, molecular function: metallopeptidase activity. NCBI's taxonomy places the organism in Eukaryota, Metazoa, Cnidaria, Anthozoa, Scleractinia, Pocilloporidae. Gene Ontology annotation, biological process: proteolysis.